Messenger RNA from Eubalaena glacialis (North Atlantic right whale), 645 nucleotides. It is a transcript of the gene SMCO1, whose product is annotated as single-pass membrane protein with coiled-coil domains 1. The coding region runs from base 1 to 645 and encodes 214 amino acids. NCBI's taxonomy places the organism in Eukaryota, Metazoa, Chordata, Mammalia, Artiodactyla, Balaenidae. The transcript has 3 exons. The record is from RefSeq and is a predicted model, not a curated record.
AUGAACAAUGAAACCACAACCCUGAUAUCCUUAAAGGAGGCAAUGAAAAGAGUAGACUACAAACUCCAAGUGUUAGAAGCACAGUUUAAAGAACUGGACUUCACCAAGGAUAAUCUGACACAGAAAUUUGAACAUCAUAGCAAGACUUUGGCAAACCAAGCUGCCCAAGAUGAGCUGUGGACAGCAGUUCUGUCAUUCAAGUUCACUCCAAUGGAAUUGAAUAUUUUAUACAGCUACGUCAUUGAAGUACUCAUCCGCUUGCACACUCGUGUGCUUGAGAAGCUGCCAGAUCUGGUGAGAGGUCUUCCCACCUUAGCCUCCAUCCUUAGACGAAAAGUCAAGAACAAGCGCAUCAGAGUUGUGUGGGAGUCUGUCCUGGAGGAGCAUGGGAUGCAAGAAGGAGAUAUCACAGCACUGUGUACCUUCUUUGUAGCACAUGGUAACAAGGCAGAAUACUACAUUGCUAAAGUAAGGCAAAUGUAUGUAAAAGAUGUCAAUUUCAUGAUCACUAAUAUGGUAAAGAACCAGGCUCUGCAGGAUGGCUUGCUAAAGGCUGUUCAGGUCAUUGAGAAGGGAAAAGCAGUGAGGGCCCCUGAAGAGCAAAAGUCAUCCCUAGAAGAGUUGAUACCAUCAGCCAAAAGCUAA